This is a messenger RNA of Fragaria vesca subsp. vesca, 1702 nucleotides long. RefSeq names its product alpha-galactosidase-like. Gene Ontology annotation, biological process: carbohydrate metabolic process. Gene Ontology annotation, molecular function: hydrolase activity, hydrolyzing O-glycosyl compounds. The record is from RefSeq and is a predicted model, not a curated record. The transcript is spliced from 15 exons. NCBI's taxonomy places the organism in Eukaryota, Viridiplantae, Streptophyta, Magnoliopsida, Rosales, Rosaceae. The coding region runs from base 97 to 1392 and encodes 431 amino acids.
AAAGACAAAACUUUUCAAUCUUGUCAAAGAUACUCAACACCCUUCUUCUUCUUACUUCAAAGACUCCGAAGAAGAACAGAAACAUAGCAUUCAGUGAUGGCGAUGAGCAAGAUCAUUACUUUCUCUGUGAUUCUCUGUCUGUCAGCUAUGGCUAUUGCAGUUGCAGGCAGAGUAGUUGGGCCUCUAUUGCAAUUCCAAGACAAACCCAGUUUUCUGAGACCAACAUUUAGUCGCAUUUUCGAUACUUCAAUGUAUGGUACUCUGCAGCUCAACAACGGAUUGGCUCAAAUGCCUCAAAUGGGGUGGAAUAGCUGGAAUUUCUUUGCUUGUGAUAUUAAUGAAACUGUGAUCAAGGAAACAGCUGAUGCACUCAUCUCAACCGGAUUAGCUGAUCUAGGUUAUGUGUAUGUCAAUAUAGAUGAUUGCUGGUCUAUCCCAAUACGAAAUUCUGAGGGUCAACUUGUCCCUGAUCCUAAAACAUUUCCAUCGGGAAUUAAAGCUCUUGCCGAUUAUAUACAUGGGAAGGGCCUGAAGCUUGGAAUCUAUUCUGAUGCUGGGGUUUUCACAUGUCAAGUUCGACCAGGCUCACUUUAUCAUGAAAGUGAUGAUGCAAAGCUGUUUGCUUCUUGGGAUGUAGAUUAUUUGAAGUAUGACAACUGUUACAAUCUGGGUAUCCCACCAAAAGAACGGUACCCUCCCAUGCGCGAGGCCUUAAAUACAUCUGGACGGACAAUUUUCUAUUCAGUUUGUGAAUGGGGUGUUGAUGAUCCUGCUUUAUGGGCCGGGAAGGUUGGGAAUAGUUGGCGUACAACAGAUGAUAUUAAUGAUUCAUGGGCAAGCAUGACUACAAUUGCUGAUUUGAAUGACAAGUGGGCGUCGUAUGCAGGACCUGGUGGAUGGAACGAUCCGGAUAUGUUGGAAGUUGGCAAUGGAGGCAUGAGUUACCAGGAAUACCGUGCUCAUUUUAGCAUCUGGGCUUUGAUGAAGGCCCCUCUUUUGAUUGGUUGUGAUGUUAGAAACAUGACUGCAGAAACAUACGAGAUUCUAAGCAAUGAGGAGGUUAUUGCUGUAAACCAAGAUUCUCUUGGGGUUCAGGGAAGAAAAGUGAAUGUUUCAGGAACAGAUGGGGUCUAUCAGGUUUGGGCAGGUCCUCUAUCUGGACAUCGUUUGGCUGUUGCUCUUUGGAAUCGGGGUUCAACAGCGAAGACUAUAACAGUUAAAUGGGAAGAACUUGGACUUCAGUCCAGCAUUAGUGUUUCAGUGAGAGAUUUGUGGCAGCACAAACUAGUUACGGAUAAUGCCGUAUCAUCAUUUGGUGCUCUGGUUGAGGCUCACGACUGUCACCUGUACCUCUUCACUCCCCAGACUGAGUCAUUAAGAAAUGUAUUUUAGCCUUAGCUCAAAGCACCCUUCUAGGAUGCCCAUUUCUUAGUGCAUCACACAUCUUCUGGAAGAGUUUGUGGCUGUAACCAGUGCUUUUGCCCGAACUUGGAAGCUAUCUGUCAUCUGCGGUGAACUGCUCAGUAAAAAUACUAUGUAUCUGUAGAUUCUCACUUUCGUGUCCCAGUGUAUAUGUUGUGUACUCAUAUAGAACAAUGAUCCGAUGUUCAAAUAAUAAUAUAUCAUGAACAGCACAGAACAUUUGCUCUGCAUUAUCUUUACUGUUGGAAUCGAUAAUCAGUAAGAAUUAAUUACCAAAGGG